Molecule: messenger RNA, 6288 nt
Organism: Closterium sp. NIES-65
Lineage: Eukaryota; Viridiplantae; Streptophyta; Zygnematophyceae; Desmidiales; Closteriaceae
Source: the annotation of a GenBank genome assembly
AUGUUUGAGUAUUGGAUUGCGAUCAUACGCCAGUGGCUGAACGCCAUCGUCAGUUCGCGGCGCUCCUCGCGCGCUGCCUGGAUGGAGCCAGGCGGAGGAGGGAGGGGGCGAAGGGGAAAGGGGGCACGGAGGGGGAAAAGCGGGGGAGGUGCAAGAGGGAGGAGAGGAAGUUCGAGGGGGGAGGCGGUGGGGGGGGUGGCGGAGGGGACUGCAGGGGCUUGGUGGGCGAUUGGGGGAGGCGCGGAGGGCGGCUACGUGGGAGCAGGAGGACUCGCGCCUGGGGGAACGGGAUGGGGCGUGGAGGAGGCCGCGGAGGUUGGCGCAAACGUGCGCGGGGCGGCAGUGUCAGCGUGGGAGGGCGGAGGGACGGGCGGAGGAGUGGGAGCGGUGGGCAGAGGAGGGGAAGCAGCGAAUGCAGCGGAGGGAUGGACAGGGGGAGGCGCGGAGGGGCGCGUAUCCCGCCGCAGAGGAGGCAGGGGGAGGGGCUCGGAUGGCGGCGGAGGAGGGAGUAGGGCGCGCUCAAUCGAGGGCGCGGGCGCGGGAAGGGGGAGAAUGGGGGUCGGUACAGGGCAAGCGGAAGGCAGUCGCGGGCGGGGGAUGGUGGCGCGUGGAGGGAGGGGCGCAAGUGUGGCGCGCGGGCAGGAAUGGAUGGGGGCGGGCGCGCAUGCGCGUGGGGAUGCGCGGAAAAGAGGAGGGAACGCUGGCAGGGGGUUGGACGUGGGUGGGGGAAUGGGGUACCUCGAUGGGCGGGUGAGUGGUGGAGAGGCAUUGGGAGUGGUCGGGGACCAGCAGAGGCGUGUGGAUAGGGAGGAGUACGAAGGUGCAGUGAGGGGAAGGAGAGUGGAGAUGGCGUGGGGGUUGGAGGGCGACGAGGAAGGGCAUCGGUGUGAUCGGAGGGGCGAGGAGGCACACGCAAGGCAGCAGAUGGUGGGCUCAGCAGAUGGGAGAUUGCACCGCCUGCCACAGCAGCAGCAGCAGCAGCAGCAGCAGCAGCAGCGCCAGUAUGAGCAGCAACGGCAGCAGGGGGGAGGGGGCAGCGAGGGGCAGUUUGGUGUUGCAGCGGGCAGUUGGGAGGAGGGUUGGCGGGCGGAGUGGCAGCUUGGCGGUGGAGUGGGUGGCGGUGGAGUGGGUGGCGGUGGGGAGGAGCUUGGGCGCACCGACGUGUGUGUGGGUGCGGAGGGUGGGGGGGGUGGGGCAUGGGGGGAGUGGCACGAGGGGGAGUGGCACGAGGGGGAGGGUGGAGGAGCGGCAGAGGAGGAAUGGGAAGGAGAGGGAGGGGAGGAGUGGGGGGGAGAGGCGGGGGAGGGGGAGGAGGACUAUGAGCUGGGCUAUGCUGCUGGCCUGGCAGCUGCUCGUGAGGCCCUCAGACAAGCCUCUGCCACCACUACCGCCGCCGCUGCUGGAGGAGCAGGAGUUGGUGCUGGCAGGGCGGCUGUUGUUGGCGCUGCUUCCACGGGUGCGGUUGACGAGGGGGCAGCAGCAGGCGGUGCAGCAGAGGCAGGCAUGAAUGGCAUGCUGCCUCACCACCCACCUGCUGCAGCACCACGGAGCGCAGCGGCUGCUCCUCAGACAACGGAUGGACCUCAUGUGCCCGUGGCAGCAGCAGCAGCAGCAGCAGCAGCAGCAGGCGACAGCGCAGGCGAGCAGGAAGGGACAGGCGGUGGCAGCAGCAGGCAGCGCGACGGGGGAGGGAGCAGGAGCGGGCGGCGCAAGCCCGUGGACGUGAGAGUGAAGCGCGAAAUCUGUGAGCUGCGGCGCCUGCGCCCCGGCAUCACGGUGCCGGGCAUCAUGCACGUGUGCCGCGCCAAGUACCCGCACAUUCGCCUCAUCCCCUCGCACGUGCGCGGCAUCCUCGACAACCCGGCCCGCUGGAGCACUGCGCUGGCGCAGCGCAGCAGCAAGAGCGUGCGCGCGCCGGAGAACAUGGCGCUGGAGGAGGCGCUGGUGGCGUGGGUGAGGGACAUGAAGGGCGGCCCCGGCGCCACCAAGGUGCAGCUGCACGCCAUCUGCGCCAAGGGCCGCCAGCUGGGCCCCUCGUUUGGGGUCUCGCCCUCCUUCAGGUGCUGCCAGGGUUUGAUGGGAGGGGAGGCGGGGCUCCGUGCCAUGUGUUGCUUGCUUGCUGCUUCCCCUGCACCCUCGGACCCGCGCCUCUCCCCUUCCUCGCCUCUCCCCUUCCUCGCCUCUCUCCUUCCUCGCCUCUCCCCUUCCUGCCACGUCUCUCAUGAGCGGUGGGGGUUCACAAAGCGGGACCUGGAGGAGGAGAGAGAGGCGUACUUCAACCACAGCCCCACCGCUGCUGCUGCCGCUGCCGCUGCUGCCGCUGCUGCUGGUGCAGCGGGCAGUGCGGAGCCAUCGCUGGUGCAGGUAGCAGAUGAGAUCUUUGGCGCUCAGAUCCUGGUGGCGCGCACGCAUGUUGCCGAUGCAGAGGAUGGGGAGGGCGAGGGGGAUGAGGGGGAUGGGGGUGAAGAAGAUGGAAGGGGUGAGGGUGGGAGGGGACGAAGGGGAGGGAGGGGAGGGAGGGGAGGGCGGGGAGGGCGGGGAGUAGUGGGAAGGGCGGGUGGAAGGGAGAGAGGGAGGGGUGCGUGUAGGGGAGGGAUGAGGGUGGUGAGGCGGGACACGUCAGUGACGGCCGGCAGAGAGGUAAUCGACCUGGAAGGGGGUGAGAGCGGGGAGAGAGAGGGCAGGGGCGAAGGUGGGGAGAGGGGUGAGAGGGGCGAAGGGGCGGAAAGGGACGAGGAGGCCGAGGGGCAGCUGGGGCGGCGGAGGGGCCAGGGCGGGUCAGGGGAGCGGGCGCAGCAGGGCAGGGAGCAGGCAGGUGGGGGGACAGGCGAGGAGGGCGAUGGGGGCUGGGUGUCACAGGCAGAGGCAGCAGAGGCAGAUGGCUGGCAGGGCGGAGCAGAUUUGCUGGCAGGCACAGCAAGAGGCGCAGCAAGGGAGCGCGCGAGGAGGAAGGCGGUGCAGCCCAGCCGAGAGCUGCUGGCGCUGGCACUGGCAGAGGCUGGCGUGGCAGGGGGGCAGGCGGGUGCAGGCAUGCAGGCAGCAGGUGGGACUGACUCGGAUGCUGCAGCAGGCACAGUGGCAGAUGAGGGAGUCAGAAGGGCGGCGCCGCCAGCAGGGGCAGCAGUGAGGGGUGCAGCAGCAGCAGCAGCAGCGAGAGUGCGAGGGAUGCAGGUUGAUGUGGAGGCGGCAGUGGCAGCAGCAGGGGAGCUCCGCCUGGACCCCCCCAGCCAUGACGCCAGUGGUGGCGACGCCCAUGCUGGUAAUGCUGGUAGGCGCCAUGCGGACAGGCAGCGUGCUGCAGCGAGGGAGAAGCGGGCGCUGGGUGGGAACGGCAAGCACCGGGCGGCAAUCAGUCUGCGGCUGAAGCGAGUGAUCUGCAUGCUGAGGGCCGCCCGCCCCGACAUGCGGGCCAAAGACAUCCUCCGCCUCGUGCACUGCGCCUUCGCUGCCCCCGCCCGCCAUCCCCAAGCAUCCCCCACCACCACCUGUGCCACCGCCGCUGCUGCUGGCAGGGCAGCGAGCUUGGCAGAGGGGGGAGUUGCGGCGGGUGGCGUGGAGGCGGCGGGAGCGGCAGCGCUGGAUGUGGCGGCGGUGCGGCGCAUUCUGAGGAAGAGCCACGUGUACCUCGCCCUGCCCGCCCACGGCGCCACCCUCAUCCGCCACCGCAGCGGCGCACACCCCCAGGUGCAGGCGGCCGUGGCGGCGUGGGUGCGGGCCAUGGAGGCACGGUACGGGCAAGAGGCCCUGCGGUGGGAUGAUGUGCUGGAGUAUGCGAGACAGGUGGGGCCGCACAUGGGCGUGGGCGAGGGGUUCCGGUAUAGCCGCCACUGGGCUCGCAAGGCCCUGCUGCGGCACGGGCUUGGGAGCAGCUGGGGCAAGCAGGUGGAGCAUGGGGGUGGGAAGAAGAAAGGUGAGGAGAGAGGAGAUGGGGGAGAGAUGUCGAUUGAUGGUAGCACCACUGAUGGUAACAUGACUGAUGGAAACACCACGGAAGGGCAGAGCAGUGAUGGUGGAGGGACAGACGAGGAGAGGGAAGAGGGGCGCCAUUCACUGCACUCUGACCGCCCUGCUUCCAUUGCUGUUGCUGCUGCCACUGCUGUUGCCACUGCCACUGCUACUCCUACUGCUGCUGCUGCCGGGCGUGCUGGGCGGGCAGCGGGGGGAGAGCAGCAGCAGGAGGGCCCGGUGGACCGCCUGCAGCGCCUGGCGGAGCAGUGGGCUGCUGAGCCCACAGGGGGCACGCCGGGGCAGGUGCAGGGGCGCACAGGGGAGGGGGCGGACGGCAGGAAGCGGCGGUGGCGCCACACGGUGGUGCCGCCCGCUGUGAAGCUCGCCAUGUGCGCCCUCGCCCGCGCCCUCCCCUCCCUCCCCUCCCAGGCCAUCGCCCGCGUUGUUGGCGCCAGGUACGGCGUGCGGGUAACGAACGUGUGGCUGCCAGCGGUGCUGCUGAGGGAGGACGACUGGAGGCAGCUGGUGCAGCUCUCCCGCGCUGGCAGGCCGGGCGCCGUCAGACUGCGCCCUGCUGAGACCCGCCUGGAGGAGGCUCUUGCGCUCGCAGUGAGGAAGGCUAUAGCGAGGAUGGAGGAGGACAGGCGAGCUGCAGGGGGUGGUGGGGGGGGCGAGGUGGGGAGCAGAGAGGGGCCAGGGGCGGGGCAGCAGCAGGUGUGUGUGAGGGCGGUGCAGGAGUAUGCGAGGCGGCUGGCCCCGCUGGUGGGGGUGGGUCGGAGAUUCACUUGCAGCCUGGCAUGGGUGCAGCAGUUCAUGCAGCGCUGGGGGUUCUUCCCCCCUGGUGGCGCGGGAAGAGCAGGUGGUGGGGCGAGAGGGCGAGGGGGCGGGCUGGGUGGGAGGAGAGGGGAGGAAGGUCGGGCGGAGGACGAGUUUGAAGAAAGGGGGGGAGGGGAGGGGGAGGAGAGUGAGGGGCAGGGAGGAGUGAGGGCGAGGAUAAGGGGGAUACUGGACGAGCGGUGUGAGGUGAAGGAGGAGGAGGUGGCAGCGCUGGUGGCGCUGGCAGAAGAGCAGCGGGAGAGGCGCGCUCAGAUCAAGGCGAGUGGGCGCCGGCUGACUGACGUGCGCGAGGAGGAAUGGAUACAAGGGGGGCGGCAGGAUGGUGGUGGUGGGCGGCUGAGCACGCUGCUGGCAUCGCUGGCCGGCGUGCGGGUGGCAUCUGCCGCCCAGGCCACCCCACAGCUGCAUUCUGCGUGGGCUGCCCUUGCCGCAGCCACCCCCUUCCCCGGGAAGCUCACAGCCCACUGGGUAGCAGCGGUGGGGCGCGCAUGGCGGAGGCUUGAGAGGACCCGUGUGGUGGUGUGGGAGGGGGGUGAGGGGAGUGAGAGCAGUGAGAGCAUGAGCGUAGAGGAAAGUGGAGUGAGGAGCAGUGAGGAGUGGGAGUCGAAGGAGGGGAUAGUUGGCGCGGUGGCAGGGAGGAGCGCAGGAGGGGGCAUGCGUGGUGGGCGAGGGCGGAAGAGAAGGAGGAGCGGGGAUGCGCAGGACGGUGUGGUGGCCCACGCCCGUGAUGGCAUCCCCGCUCCUUCUCAUCACAGGGAUGAGCAGGAGGGGGUGGUGGCAUCACGGGCCGGGGCAGCAGCAGCGGCGAGUGGGGCGGCCAUGGCAGGCAGGGGAGCAGCAGGCGGAGGGCAGUUGGCAGCAGGUGGGCAGGGGUCAGCGGGCGGGGAGGGGUCAGCGGGCGGGGAGGGGUCAGCGGGCGUGGCAGCACCGCUGCUGGCCCCGGAGCUCAUAGUGGCAGCAGCCCUCCGAGCUGCUCUCGCUCCCCACCCCAUGCCUGCCCCUCUUGCUGCUCACGCCCCGCGCUUCCCUUUCCCCCGCACUGUGCCACCUGCCACCACCGCACUCCACUCCCUUGCACAGCUGCUUGCUGGCUUGCCAUCCGCCCUUCUCCCUGUCACCCGGCCGUACGGCUUUGGCUGGGGCCAGCCGCUACUCACUGCCGCUCCCCCUUCCUUCCACGUACCUCGCUCUCUCCCAACGCCGCCUCCCCCCCGUUCUACAGCAGCUUUUUCGGCGCAAACAGCUGUUUCGGCGCAAGCAGCUAUUUCGGUGCAAGAAGCUGUUUCGGUGCAAGCAGCUGUUACUGCCUCUCCACCUCUUGCUGCUGCCACCACUACAACUGAUGCUGCUAUCGGCAACAAUAGAUCGGCACUUUCAGCUGCGCCUGCGACCUCUGCCAUUGCACCUGCUGGUACGGCCACUGUAGUUGCUGCUAGAAUGUCUGCUCCAACAGCUGAUUCUGCUUCUACUAUUGGUUCUGCCAUUCCCUCCCAGCAGUCUUGA